This is a messenger RNA of Labrus bergylta (ballan wrasse), 2846 nucleotides long. RefSeq names its product bone morphogenetic protein 8a (gene bmp8a). Gene Ontology annotation, molecular function: cytokine activity; growth factor activity. Lineage: Eukaryota; Metazoa; Chordata; Actinopteri; Labriformes; Labridae. Gene Ontology annotation, cellular component: extracellular region. The record is from RefSeq and is a predicted model, not a curated record.
AUACACUCUCACUGCUGCAGACGCUCACACACUCCCAACUGAGUGUGAACAAGAGCCGCCACACAUCUGAGGACUGUGGGAGAAACCCUCUCACCUCUCUGAAGGAUUACAAAUUAGGGAACAAUUUCCUGGCGUUAUCGUUUUUUUAUAAAUUGGAUUAAGGAAGACAUCUGGAACCUCAGAGACAUGUGGGUGGGGAGCAGUCAUGAAUGGAAAAUAAGCACUCAAGGAUGACUGGAUAAGAGCUUCCAGCAGUGGAUUCUCCACCGCAGGAGAUCCACUGGAGGUAUCUCAUCAACUCGCUGCAGGUGUGAGCGUCAUUUUCCUGUGAGGUCAGGGAGGUUUGGGAGCGAAAACCUAAUGACACGGCUCUCAAAUUCCACUCCAAUCUCUGCGGCACCUGCUUAUCACGGAAAUUGCUUUCCAUCCUCCGAGUUUACGACUUCAAAGCGCAGACCAAUCUUCUAUAGAGGCAUUGUUUGUCUAUAUUCAAAACACAUUGUAGGCUUGUAAUUAUGCCCUUACGCUUAUUAUCUCUUUUUCUCCUGCUGCACGACUAAGAGGGAGCAGAAGAGAGUGUUAGGAGGUUUUUUUUUUCUUCUUUUUGCAGAUUAGAGAAGGUAGACAAGGGAGAGAGGAAGCCAAAGGGGGGAGGGAGAGAUAAACAGAGGCAGUUUUAGGCAGUAAACACGUCCAGUCCAGAGGCAGCUCUCCUCUAAACACAUCAGGCAUAAAUCAGUGUUUGAGAGUUUGUCUGUGGAGACUCUGAAACAGGAGGACAAACAGUCAGAGGAGUGAGGAGAAACACUGUUCUGCGUCUGGAAACACUGGAGGAAGAUAAAUUGAAAGUUGUGAUUAUUUUUUUUUGAGGUAUAAAAGUUUUGAUUUGCAAACAACAGAAGAAGAAGAAGAGCCAGGAGCAGACCACAGCGAUGGCCUCAGACGUCUCCCACAGCUUCUCUUGUCUUUGCAGCAACAUGGAACAGCAGCACAUAAAAAAAAACUGCAAUGGGGUCCAGACCUUUUCCACCUCCAGACCUCACCGGCCUCUCCUCCACCUGAGGACUCUGCUCCUCCUGCCCCUGCUGCUCCUUCUCUUCCUCUCCCUGUGGAGCCAGCAGGCCGAGGCUGUGGUUCACUCCAGCUUCAGGCGGCUCAGCGGCCGUGAAAAGAAGGAGAUGCAGAAGGAGAUCCUGUCCAUCCUGGGUCUGCCAGGUAGACCCAGACCCCACCCUCCACUACGUCCACCCUCCUCUGCACCGCUCUUUAUGCUGGACCUGUACCACGCCAUGUCAGUGGAUGGAGAGGAUGAUGGGAAUGAGAUCAUUGUGAGCGGACCUGGCAUGGGGAGGUUUGGGGGGGCAGAGAGGUUAACUCAGGUCAGCUACGCAGCACCGCCAACUCUCAGCACGCACACACCUCCACUGGGGACGGUGGUCAGCGAGGCCGAUACGGUGAUGAGCUUCGUCAACCUGGUGGAGCAGGAGCGAGACCUCCUACAGCCGCGUCCGUACUGGAAGGAGUUUCGUUUCGACCUGACCCCCCUCCCUCAGGGUGAGACUGUGACGGCAGCAGAGUUUCGUAUAUAUAAAACCCUGACGAUGGGCCAGAGAGCCAACAGAACGCUGCAUAUCUCUGUCUAUGAGAUCCAACGAGAGAACAGACACAGAGAGCCAGAGCUGGUGCUGCUGGACAUGCAGUCUGUGCCUGCAGGUCAGGAGGGCUGGCUGGCUUUCGACGUCACCUCAGCCUCCAACCACUGGCUCCUCCACCCGCGCAGCAACCUGGGAAUACGUCUCUAUGUGGAGACAGAGGAAGACCGCUCCCUCUCUGCAGGCUGGAUCGGGCUGGUGGGUCGCCGGGGUCCUCGCUCCAAACAGCCCUUCAUGGUGACCUUCUUCAGGGAGAGUCAGAUCCCGUGCCGACCGCCUCGAGCCGUCAAACCACAUCCACGCAGGAAGAAACCCAAAUACGACCUCCCCGUCCCCAGCAUCCACAACCGGAGUCCUGCAAACAACGGGGGUGAGCCGUGUAAAAAACACGAGCUCUACGUCAGCUUCAGUGACCUGGGAUGGAAGGACUGGGUUUUGGCGCCGACCGGAUACUCGGCGUAUUACUGUGAUGGAGAAUGUUUUUAUCCUCUGGGCUCCUGCAUGAACGCCACAAACCACGCACUCAUACAGCAAGUGGUCCACCUCCUGAAGCCUGACGAGGUUCCUAAAGCGUGUUGCGCCCCCACCAAGCUCAGCCCCAUCUCCGUCCUCUUCUACGACGACAACAACAACGUCAUCCUGAAGAAACACCGCAACAUGGUGGUCAAGACCUGUGGCUGUCUAUGAGUGUGGACACUGAGACGAAUCCAGCACAAAUCUCCAGGGAGGAUUUUAUAACUGCAGACAUGAACUCUAUCAGUGUUUAAGGAUUCUAACUAAUUAAGUGAUUCCACAUACGUUCUUUAAACCACGUUUUUAAAAUGAAACUAUUUUAUACAUCAGAGGUUUUUAUGUAGGUUCAAACUGUGCUCUGAGCUGCCAGCUGAACAAAUGAGGCGUACUGAUGAGUCUAAAUGGAAAUACCUUUGACCUGAUAUAAACAUCACUUUCACUUCAGUUUUUUUCAAGAUUAUAAUUAAGUUAAAUAUAUUUUCAUGCCUCUUUGAAAGGCGACAAACACAGAGAAUCAUAUUAUUUAACCUCGAGUGUUCACAGAUUUUUUAUGGCAAAUGAUAUUGAAUGGCAGCGGAUGCUAUGAGUGAUGCCUGUUCUGUUUUUAUAAAAGAAAUUAUAAGUGUAUAUGAAGAGAACAUUUCAAUUUGUUUAACUGAAUAAAGAAAUAUUUACAAUCUA